AUGUUACAAAGAUUGAGAAGAAGGUAUCAGAGAUUAUCUCAUGAAUUGGAAAUGGAAGCGCAAGUUGGAUUGCAAGAGCUUCGUGAAUAUGAAUAUGAUUUGGGAGUAAUGCAAAUGAUGUUGCAAGCAUCGCAGAGGGAAUUGCAAGUUUUUGAGGAUGCAUUGGUGGGAGAACUUGAAAAGAGGGAGACGGAGCUCAAGAGAUAUCACAUGAUGCAAAUGUUAAAGUUAUAUUUAUGUGUUUUUGUUGUUAUCUUUUUAUGUUUGGUAAAGUAUUGUAAGGAUAAUAUGAGUUUGGCAAACUUUUGA
Messenger RNA from Acaulospora colombiana, 309 nucleotides. The record is from the annotation of a GenBank genome assembly. Lineage: Eukaryota; Fungi; Glomeromycota; Glomeromycetes; Diversisporales; Acaulosporaceae.